UCAGCCUUCCUCACCGACCGUAUCGAUGAAGUUGUUUCAAAGAUGGCGGACUUCCUGCCGUCCCGCUCCGUUUUAUCUCUAUUUUUUCCUAACUGUCUCCUCACGAGCAGCGAGAGGGAACAGUUGCAGAAGUCAAGAGACAUAGAUAAGUGUAUUAACCGAGAUAAGACGUAUGUUAAAAGGCUUGUGAAAAUCUUAUUACUCGGAGCGGGUGAGAGCGGUAAGUCCACUUUCCUCAAACAGAUGCGCAUUAUCCACGGGCAGGACUUUGAUCAGAAGGCCAAAGAAGAAUUCAGAGCUACAAUUUUUAGUAAUGUAAUAAAAGGCAUCAGAGUGUUGGUGGAUGCUAGAGAAAAACUGCACAUUCCCUGGGGGGACCCAUCCAACCAGCCGCAUGGAGACAUCAUGAUGGCGUUCGACACGCGAGCAGUGAUGACCCACGGCCACGGCAUGGUAGAACUCACCAUUUUCCAGCGCUACCUGCCAUCCAUCCGGGCGCUGUGGGCCGACCACGGCAUCCAGAACGCUUACGACCGGCGCCGAGAGUUCCAGCUGGGGGAGUCAGUGAAGUAUUUCCUGGACAAUUUGGAAAAGAUUGGACAGAUGGACUAUCUGCCUAGCCACCAGGACAUCCUUCUGGCCCGAAAACCCACCAAGGGAAUCCACGAGUACAACUUUGAAAUUAAAAACGUGCCUUUCAAGAUGGUGGACGUGGGAGGCCAGCGCUCGGAGAGGCGACGCUGGUUUGAAUGCUUCGACUCCGUCACCUCCAUCCUCUUCCUCGUGUCCUCCUCUGAAUACGACCAGGUGCUGAUGGAGGACCGGCAGACCAACCGGCUGAGCGAGUCGCUCAGCAUCUUUGAGACCAUCGUCAACAACCGGGUGUUCAACAACGUCUCCAUCAUCCUCUUCCUCAACAAGACGGACCUCCUGGAGCAGAAGGUGAAGCAGGUAUCCAUCAGGGACUACUUCCGCGAGUUCUCGGGCGACCCCUCCAGCCUGGCCGACGUCCAGCUCUUCCUUGUGGAAUGCUUCCGGAAAAAGCGGCGCGAGGCCCUGCAGAAGCCGCUGUACCACCACUUCACCACCGCCAUCAACACGGAGAACAUCCGCCUGGUGUUCCGGGAUGUCAAGGACUCCAUCCUGCACGACAACCUCAAGCAGCUGAUGCUACAGUAAGGGACGGACCUGCGGGGGGGGGGGCAGAGGGAGGUGGCCAACACAAUGCCUUUGUUUUUUUUUGUUUUAUAUUCUAACUGCAGCCCGUAAGGAGAGUGGCCAGUGUCCCUGCGUCCAGCCUCCCUCCUUGAUUUUGAACUGCUCUCUUAUGGACCUAGAUGGUCUAUUAAAAUCACCAUUGCGAUAGCCCCCCCCCCCCCCC
Molecule: messenger RNA, 1381 nt
Organism: Menidia menidia (Atlantic silverside)
Lineage: Eukaryota; Metazoa; Chordata; Actinopteri; Atheriniformes; Atherinopsidae
Source: the annotation of a GenBank genome assembly